UAUCUGUCAGAGGAUCCCGCCAUACGUUUGCCAUGAUUCGCUCGAAGCAGACGCCGGCUUACCAGGUUGUACUAUGGAGUUACACUACAGCGGGGGUGAUUCGCCCUGCAUAACGGUGAUCACAACCGCUGCAGUUGGACUCACGAGGUUUCAUCGCCAGCUUACUACACAGUACUGCGACUAGUCGGAUAUGCACCGGUUCUGAAUCUGCGUACAUGGUCUGACCUCUCCCCGCCCAUCUGACUGCUCUCUAGCUGUCCGGUCAGCCCCUCAUCUUUCGACAGGAACCAUGGAAACUGUGAAGGAUUCCAACAUCAUUGACAGAGGGAUGGAGGUACCUGUCUCAAAAUCAUCCUCCAACGACAGCGAACCCGCCGUUCUGGAAGGCCAAGGCGAGCAUCUACCCACCUUCGAACAUGAGAAGGCCCUCGCUCUCAAGUUCGACCUCCGGAUCCUGCCCAUGCUCGCUCUCAUGUACAUGUUCAAUGCACUCGAUAAAGGCAACCUCGGCAAUGCGAAGACGGACGGCAUGGACAAGGACCUCAACUUUAAGGGAAACCAGUACAAUAUCAUGUUGAGCAUCUUCUACGUGCCGUAUGUCCUCUUUGCGCCGCCGAUCGGCAUGCUCGGGAAGAGGUACGGGCCGCAUCGCGUGCUGCCGAUUAUGAUGUUUACUUUCGGGAGUGCGACGCUGUUGAGUGCGAGCGUGAAGAAUUGGGCGGGCAUGAUGGCGUUGAGAUGGUUCUUGGGUAUGGCGGAAUCAGCCUUCUUCCCGCUAGUCAUCUACUACCUUACGACCUUCUAUCGCCGCGGAGAGCUUGCUCGGCGUUUGGCCCUUUUCUAUGCAGCGUCCAACAUCGCAAAUGCUUUCUCUGGGCUGCUGGCUUUUGCCGUCUUCCAUAUCGAAUCACGGUUGGAUUCAUGGCGCUACCUUUUCAUCAUUGAAGGUUCGCUGACUAUUGUCUUUGCCCUUGUUGCAUACUUGUAUCUCCCCAAGUCGGCCUACGAAGCCGCAUUUCUGAGCGAAGAAGAAAGACGUCUGGCAUUCAAACGCAUCCAAAUCGACUCGUCAGCAGUGGUGGGGGAGAAGUUCAAUCUCCGCGACGCGCUGGAAAUCUUCAAAAUGCCCGCCACGUAUGGAUUCCUCGCCAUCGAAAUCUGUCUCGGCGUGCCGUUGCAAUCCGUCUCUCUUUUCCUUCCUCAAAUCGUGGCUCGCCUAGGAUACGACAAGAUCAAGACGAACCUCUACACCGUCGCACCCAAUAUCGUAGGGGCUUGCGUGUUGCUCAUCUUAGCUUUUACCAGCGACUACACUCGGCUCCGGUUCCCUUUCAUUGCGCUCGGAUUCGCCCUCACGUUCAUAGGGUUCAUCAUCUAUGCGACCAUUGACGUCGAACACUCCCUCACCGUGGCCUACUUUGCCUGCUUCAUGAUGACAUGGGGAACAUCCGCACCAUCCGUCCUCCUCUCCACCUGGUACAACAACAACGUGGCGCACGAAGGCCGUCGCGUGACGCUGACGUCCAUCGGCGUACCGCUGGCGAACCUCAUGGGCGUCGUCAGCUCCAACAUCUUCCGGGAGCAGGACAAGCCAAAGUAUAUCCCUGCGUUGGCGACGACGGCGGCUUUUGGAGCUUGUGGGUGUCUGCUCGCGUUGCUUUUGGGGUCGUAUAUGGUGUGGGAUAAUGGGAGGAGGGAUAGGAGACAGGGGGUGAGGCUGAGUGCGAGGGAUGUGAGUACGGAGUUGCUGAGGGAGGGGCCGAGGAGGGAGGAGUUUAGAUGGUUUCUUUGAUGGGGGUUUUCGUGAUGGAAAGGGUGCAGAGUAGGACUUGGGAUGUAAACCAGGCGGUGCAAUCAGCUAUGUAGCGCCUCCGUCUAGGGAUAACAGACAUCAGAACAAAGCCCCCCUCGUGGCCAAAUUACGAUGUAGCCAACUAAGUUGCGCUGACCCAAAGGA
Westerdykella ornata is the source of this 1957-nucleotide messenger RNA. RefSeq names its product MFS general substrate transporter. NCBI's taxonomy places the organism in Eukaryota, Fungi, Ascomycota, Dothideomycetes, Pleosporales, Sporormiaceae. Gene Ontology annotation, biological process: transmembrane transport. The coding region runs from base 290 to 1792 and encodes 500 amino acids. Gene Ontology annotation, molecular function: transmembrane transporter activity. The transcript is spliced from 3 exons. The record is from RefSeq and is a predicted model, not a curated record. Gene Ontology annotation, cellular component: membrane.